GUUCCCUUCAACGGGAUCAGCAAGCACAAUUGGACCACCUGAUCGGUCGUGUUAGACGCUGGAGCAGCCGAUAUGACGGACGUGCACCCUUGGAAUUCAGUAUCCAUGAUUCGAUGGGAAGCUCAAGUAUCCAUUCAAGCACCCAUUCAGAUCAACGUUUGGAGGCGAAAACCGGAUUCACAGAUCACACCGCACGCAUUGACGCGGAGCACGUCAGACCGACCUCGUCUCAGCAAAAAUCACUCAUAGAUGUGAUCACCCAAAUAGGUGUGGAUACAACUUCAGCAGUCUGUCAGACCGAUCUGUCGCUCCUCAGCCAAUCGAUGGUCGACCCAGGACCACAAACUAUCUCUGAGUUUAGAGCAAUACACGUUGAGGAAAGCACUCGAGGUACUACUAUCGGCUCAGGAAUAUCCGUUGGACCCGUGCUUCAACGUUUACCUUUGGUUGCUUCAUCACCACCGAAGAGGGAAGUUUUUGACGCAAUUUGCCAAAUUGGCUUGGUUCAGGGGACUACGCACACACAGACAGACAGGGGCAUGGGACUACAUUCCACAGUUUUUCAGACUGACUCCGUAUCACCACCCUCGAGGACGACAGCGGACACUAUCUGCCAAGUGGGCUCAAUCAGUCGUUCAACUGCUGUUCAAGCUGUGGAGUCCUUUAUUAGUCCGCAAUUACCUGUUUUGGCUCGUUCUGGAUUUGAUGUUGGAUGUCAGGCGGAACUCAUCGCUCAACCGCAUACCAAAGUGCCGUUACGAGUGCAAGUGGCGCGGCCACUUCAAGCUUUGCCAUCACGGUCGAAGCAAAAUGCAGCUGCAACGCAAGCCGAUCUCAUUCCACCAAGGAUGCCUACCGUGAAUGUAUUGGUGCAAACCGGAAUUCUUACCAACUGGAAGACAACGCAAACGGAUCCAGGUAUUGAGCCCGAAUUUGUGGCACGUUCCUUUACUUCGCGUCAACAGGCAACACCGAUAAGUGGGUACGCAGAUUAUGCGAUGUGGACAGGCUCACAGGGUUCAUCGAUGUCACACACUGCCUGCCAGAUAGGAGUUGUACGCACUGAGAAGCAGUGUCAAACAGAAAUGGAUGAACCCCCACGCAGCCGAGCCAGGAGCGUUGACGUUCGGUCGCAAACCGCGAUGUCCCCACCGGCCUCACGUGCUAAGAGCCAUGAUGUUUUGACACAAGUCGGAAUCGUGCAAGAAUCGAGAGGAUUGCAGUUCGAGGCACCCUUUCCCGCGGCCAUGUCGUUACCCAUACGAGCGUCCACUUCAGAUGUACAGAUGCAGAUAGGAGUGGUGAGAAAGGGUCAAGAAACUCAAACAGAAAAAGAGGAACGCUUGGACCGAAGAAUGGUAGAUAAACCCCUCGAGCGAUUUGAUGUUGAAGUUCAAAACGGUGUGCGAGGAAUAUCUGAUUGGUGUCAGACGGAGGAAAUGGUGUUACCUAUGAAAAAACACUACGAUGUCCAAUUACAAUCGGGAAUUCGAAAUACCUCCCAAGGUUUGCAGACGGACAUAGAGGUUGUAACUGUUUUGAAGAGGUUCGAUGUCGAAACCCAAUCAGGUGUUAGAGACAAACCGGAGUGGUGUCAAACUGACAUGGCAGUCGGGAAGAAGGCUGACGUCUAUGAUGUCGCGGUUGAUGCAAAUUUACGUCCGAAGUUGAAGGAUUAUUCGUUUGAGACAGAAUCCCUUGCAGAAUUAGAGCUGGUAGCUCCAGUGCAGCUCGCGCGUUCACCUGAACCACAGAAUGACAAAGGUGUUCAAGCGUCUAGCCUGUCGACAAGCUGUGACGUUGAACUUCAGUCGGGGAUUCGGGCUAACUCAAUGAGUGUGCAGACAGACAUGGGAGCACCAAUAGUUGCGCCGAAAAAAUACAAUGCUGAGAUCCAAUCGGGUAUCCGAAAUAAAACGGACUGGACCCAAACAGACAUGGCGAGUGUUAGCACAAGCAGUGCGAUGACUCACACACCUCCAUCCCCAAAGCCCAAUGACUACGCUUGUGAAACCGACGCGCCGCUUGAAGUAACCAGGGUGGAACAGGUGAGGAUGGCCCCCACUUGGACAUCGAAGGAAGAGAUGGGAGUGCAAGCAGAAUAUGUGUCUACAAGAUACGAUGUCCAAUUACAAUCUGGAAUCAGGACUCGUGCCGAUGAAACACAGACAGACGACUUCCUGGACGUGCAGGUGUAUGCGCCAGUACGCAGCGUUCGACCCGCAACAACUACAUCGGAGAAAGAUGUGCAGGCUGUUGUUGUGCAGGAAAGAUAUGAUGUGGAAGCACAAUCAGGAAUACUAGACAAGUCACGGAGUAUUCAAACGGAUGCGGUAGUGGCCGAUAUUGUACCGAUGAUGACAGUGAAGAGAUUCGAUGUUGAGGUUCAAUCAGGAAUCCUAGAUGAUUCACAUGGUGUGCAAACAGAGAUUCAAAUGAAGGCUAGUAUGCCGAAGAGAUACGAUGUGGAGACGCAAUCAGGUAUUCGUGAAAAGCCAGAGUGGUGUCAAACGGAGUUGGAACUGAGAAAGGCGUCAAAAGUAUUCGAUACUGAGGUUGAUGCGACCAUGUGGCCAGAUAUGAGAGAUUAUGUGCUGGAAACGGAAUCGGUACCGGAGGUAGAGUUGGUGGCACCCAUGCAGCAUGCGCGGCCUCCCAUAAAAGUGGAUGACAAGGGUAUGCAGACGUUUAUUCGUUCGACGACGUACGAUGUUGAAGUACAAUCCGGGCUUAUCGAAUAUUCAAGAGGUAUGCAAACAGACCUAGCAUCGAUGGUCGUCUCGGGGAAGAAGUACGACGUCGCGGUCCAAUUAGGCAUUUGUUCGAGGGCGGAGUUGUGCCAGACUGAUAUGGAGUUCAAAACGAAAGCCCAGGUAUGUGAUGCCGAGGUGGACGCUUCCAUGCUGCAUGUAAGGAGUGAUUACGUGCUUGAAACGGAAUCGCCACCGGAGUUGGAGUUGGUCGCUCCAAUGCAACACGCCCAGCCUGCUACACAAGCGGAUGAUAAGGGUGUACAGGCAUUUACCCGAUCGGUGUUAUACGACGUUGAAGUCCAGUCGGGGAUUAUCGACUACUCACGGGGCGUGCAAACAGAGGCACAAAGUGCGGCUGUUGCCUUGAGGAAGUUUGACGUUGAGCUUCAAUCUGGUAUUCGCGAUAAGUCGGAAUGGUGUCAGACCGAUGUUGGAUACAGGCCGGUGGUUGAAACCCAGGAUGCAGAGGUUGAUGCUGCUCUGGAUACCGCGUCGAGAGAUUACACGCUUGAAACAGAUGCUUUGCUGGAGGUUCAGGUUGCACAGCCCGUGUUGGCUUCUCGUGCAUAUAUUGACAAGGAGGAUAUCGGGCUUCAGGCUGCAAUGGUGCCUGCCAGAUUUGAUGUGGAGUUGCAGUCGGGUGUGACCACCGCUGAAGGCAAGACGCAGGUGGAUGAACUUCUGAAACCAGAAGUGUCUGUCUCAAACCGAUCUGUGCAAACCGCUGUGGAGUCGGUAUCUCCAGUGUUUAACAAGAAGUUGCAAGUAUGCUUGAGCCCGAUCCCUGUCGAUGCGAUUUUACAAUCAGAUGACGCUGUGGUGAAGGACCUGUCGGCAACAGUGCAGCGAGAACCAUUGAAGAAAGUUGAUAUAGGGUUGCAAACUGUAGUGAGCGAUCGGACGGAAUGUUGUCAGGUGGAUUUGGGGUUGAGGACGAAGGUCGAGGUUAUGGAUGUUGGAGUGGAUGCAUCUAUGCGGCACGUGAGAAGCGAUUAUUUGUUCGAAACGGAGUCGUUGCCAGCGGUGGAGUUGGUGGCUCCGAUACAGCAUGCGGGGCCUCCGACGCAGACGGACGACAAGUGCAUGCAAGCGUUUAUCCGAGCGGCGACUUUUGAUGUUAUUGCUCAGUCUGGAUUAGUCAGUACUUCGCGCGGCGCGCAAACUGAUGCGGCGCCGAUGGCUGUCUUGGCGAAGAAGUUCGAUGUCGAAACCCAAUCUGGUAUCUGUUCUAAGGCGGAGUUGUGCCAGACAGAUAUGGAGUUAAGGGCGAUGAAGGAUUACGCGCUGGAAACUGAUUCAUUACCUGAGGUAGAGUUGGUGGCUCCAAUAGAACAUGCGCCACCACCCAUACAGGUGGAUGAUAAAUGCAUUCAGGCGGUUGGUGGAGUAGUGCUCUAUGAUGCAGAGUUGCAGUCGGGUGUCACAACCUCUAUCGGUGUUACCCAGGUGGACGAAUUCUUGAAACCGAAAGUGUCCGUUUCGGGUCGAUCUGUGCAAACGGAUGACCAAUCGCCGUUAUCUGUGUUGAACAAGAAAUUGCAAGUACGUUUGAACCCGAUUCCCUUUGAUGUUACUGUACAAUCGGACGAUGUCCCUAUGAUGGACUUUUCAGCAUUAGUUCAGCAAGCUGCUUUGAAGAAAUUUGAUGUUGAAGCUCAAGCAGGUUUGAUGUAUACAUCCGAAUGUUCUCAAACUGAUAUGGUGUUUAAAUCCAAAGUUGAUGUACUUGAUGCUGAAGUGGACGCAUGCAUGAGACCAGCGAUGGGAGAUUAUGUGCUGGAAACAGAUUCAUUGCCUGAGAUAGAGUUGGUGACUCCAGUGCAACUUGCGCGUCCUCCCGCACAGCUGGAUGAUAAAAGUGUGCAAGUAUCUAGUCGAGCUGUGGUUUACGACGUGGAGCUGCAGGCCGGAGUAACGACGUCUAAUAGUGUCACACAGGUGGAUGAUGAUCUCUUGAGACUGCAAGUACCCAUCUCGGGCCGAUCUGUUCAAACCGAUGUUGAAUCAGCGGUGUUGCCUGUAGUGAACAAAAAAUUGCAAGUUUGUAUCAAUCCAAUUCCCGUUGACUCUACUUUUGAUGCAAUUGAGGAUUUCAGGUCAGGUUAUGGGGCUGGGUUAUCAAGAGUCCCUCGAAUAGAUGUUGGCCUACAGUGUGCGAUCUCACCCCGUUUAUUUGACGUUGAACUGCAGUCUGGCUCUACCCAGUCGACAGUUGCUUCACAAACAGAAGCUGAUCGUUAUGUCAGUUCAGCUGUUGCAUUCGGUGUCGAACCCGUUUCCUCAUUUGCAAUUCCGGUGGAUUGUGUUUUAACCACAGAUGCUCCGCCUGACCCUAUCGUAAUUCCUUCAAUCCAAAGUUCUACAAGCCGACCAGCCUUAUCCGCAGUGAACAAAAAGCUCCAAGUUUCUCUGGACCACCAUCUUCAAGUCUCAAGCAUUAAUCAAGCUUCUCAAUGCGAAGAGGUUGCAAAGCAUCCUGUCAUCAAUUCAAACAUUCAAGUCAAUCUGAGAUCAGAGCGAAGCGAGGCAUCCACGCAGUUUGUCGAUAUGUUGGAGAAGGCUCAAGCACCAGUUCAGUCUGCAAGGAUUUCUACUUCUACUUCUGUUGCUGUUCAAUGCGAUAGAAGACAGUCAUAUCGGGAUGCUUCAACUCAUUCUGAACUGUUUGCGAUUUCUAAAGGUGAACUGCAGCACAUGGAAGCUAAACCUAUCGUUGAGAUGACAACGAAAGCUUCUCAUUAUUACGGAGACACCACCCGUAUUCCGGUUCCCACUCAAGUCACCACCGUUAGCUAUCAAUCUGUGCAGCCAAUACCGAGUCAUUCGUCGCAGAGAUUGGUCGAUGCGUACUGCGAAGUCAUGUACCCAACAUCGGUCAUUCAGGUUACUACACAGUCCCAAGCUUUGAGCCAACCUCGAGAGAGUACUAUUAUUACAUUGGCCAAGACCGCUACAUCUUACGUGCAACCACAUAGCGCGGAGUUCAUUUCCGCUACGCCCAUCAGUAGUGCACCAAAAGCUCCCAUCUUGGUGGAUAGUAAUUUCGGUUUCACCCACACGCAGAAGAACAAAAAGUGUCAGAUAAAUUUGCUAGAUGGUUCUUCCGCAAGAUCACAAAUGUUAAAUAAAAAACUGCAGACUCAAGUACGACAAGAAGACGCUUCUUGCGAAUGUAUGCUGGUAGACAGCCGCAGUUCACCCAUCACUCCUGCUGGUCAGACGGAAGCACAGGUACAAGCCACUCCUUACUCACUCAACAAGAAACUGCAGGUGAAAAUCCAACCAACUACAACUGUUUCCGCAACUCUGACCGAGUGCGCUAGUGUCGAGGUGCGACUGCAACCGGUUGGCUCAAGAGUAUCGACUCGCGAUGCCGGUGUGAUGAGCGAACCCUUGGGUGCUCAACAAGUCUGGACACAGUGUGCCGAAGUUUUUGAACCAACAUCCGUGCCACUGAUUAAAGCUGAGGCAGGUCAUGUGAAAGAAGUGUUGGAUAUGCCGAUUGCACGCUCUGAAGCUCCAGCAGAGACACUCGCGGCCUUGGAACCCGUUGUCAGUCGGGGCAGGGUGCACGCAAUGUUGGAGAAAACUCCGGCCCCAACAGUCACUCAAUUAGUUACCAAAGGUUCAUCAUUUCAGUCUGAGCGACUGGAGACCGCGCACAAAAUGUUCUCUCCCCUGUACACACAGACGCAGUUGCAGCUAGAGGUCCCGAGAAGCGACGAGUGGAGUCAAACAGUCGGAGCUGAACCUGAACUGGAAAGCAUUCGGAGGUCACCAGUCCCACAAACUCGUCAUGUGCGUAUUCAGAAGGGUAGUUCGUGGCUUGUAUCCAGACAACAGGAUGUUGAGGUUCAGGCAAGUCCGCUUACUUCGACAGAAGUUGAGAUUCGCCUUACUGAUUUAAUUCAAGGGGCUCCGCGAAUAGACGUCCCUGACAGUGGUGAAGCAGGUGUUACCAAACCUCAUGGUAGUAGACCAAGCUCCACAACUUCCCCAACAGGUUCGAUACGGGGUCUGAGGUACCCAAGGCAGGAAGCAGUUAACUGGGGUGUCCAAUGCACACCUCUCACAUUGAAUGGGGUCACCCAAACCAGUGAUUUGACUAGGACAGAGUCAGGCUCGGAUAUAUCUGAUCAUUCAACAACAGCUGUUAGACGGCCAAAACAUUACGGAGGAACCUCAGUUGGACUUCAGACCUCAUUCGACGAUGAGUACACCAUAAAGCGAGUCGUAACAACUAUCGCACGUAGAGGUAACGUGUCGGUUCAUAAACGCAGCACACCAGUUGUAAGAUACAUGCAUGCGCGUGGACGACCCUCGCUACUCACGACUAGCCUCCCAAGUCAUCUGGAUGAACAAUUACUUGCUGGAGCUGAGGAUGAUGAAUCAGAAGACGGGUAUGAGACCCCAACAACAGCAAAGGUCACAACCUUCAGUGUGGAUGGCGAACGCCGGGUAGUACGCGACGAUUUGCAUUUCGGACCUAGAGGCAGAGGGCGGUCUUUGGAUUCCCGUCUAGGGCCUCAUUCACAUCUUGGCGGUUCUGAUAUGUACGAAAGUGAUUUGGCGGAUAUGCAUGACGAAAUCCACAUGCAAUCACAGGCUGAGAUGUACUUCGACAAGCUGCUGAGAACUUGGGGCGCGCCUUAUCUGCUGUCACGUCUGAGCCGUCGCGGAAGUGCGAUGAGUGUUGACCGAGAUGUGAACGGUACCGAUGGGAGUCGUCUGGCUCGUUUGAUAGGCGUCAAAACUCAGUACACCUCAACUGGGAAUCUUGCCGCUUAUCACCAGGGUGGCGGCAACACGCGCACCACAGAAACCCAAACAGCCGGGCUUCUCCCACAAGGCCGACCUCCUCAUAGGAACAAGCGAAUUCAAAGGGGGCAGAGUUAUAUCUCUUGGACACCUGGUCAAGCCCCCGUACCAGUUGCUGAGAUUUCUCCGACAGUUGGAGAAUCUCCACUGGGGUACACGCAGCAGCACGCUACACCAAGCUUCGGUUUCUCUUCUACCUACACCGAGACGAUACGGGAGAGAGUGGCCACUUGUGGGAGGAUGGAUGAUUAUGUCUGCCCCAACUGCGGAUAUCACGCACAUCUGCCACAGUACAGACCUGGUUCGAUGUCAACAGUACAGCCUUUGCCGAUCACUCAGCUACGCAACGUUACUUGCCAAACUGCAGAGAUGGGUGUAGAUGCAAUCGAUCCCGUAGGACAAACUCUCCCAAUUUACAUUACUGAUGAGGAUUUGAUGCAUAUAAAUCCACGACAACACUUCAGUGAGGACCAACUACUUUCCAAGGUAACCUGGUGUGAAGCUGGCGGAAGUUUGAAGGUCGGAGAUUCAUCCAGUAGUUCACAUUUGGUGGAUGAGGUUUGGAUCGAUAGUCCAGGCAAGCUCCUCGAAGUGCAUACUACCGGUGUGGUGAUACCCGGCUCCGAUAGGGUUAUCAGUGCGGCUGAAGCAUUUUACAGAGGCAUCCUCCGGGUGGUAUACUGGGAUUACACAAAGGCUGCGCCAAGCUCAAUGCUACUUGCAGAGUCGGGCAUUGUAACUCCAAUAGCAGAUGCCGUUGUGGCGGAUCUAGUUCGACUAGCUUGUUACUCGCCCGAACGCGUGAUGAUGGGGAAAACAGAUCGCUCUGCAUUAUCGAUAAAUACCCAUGUCGUAUGGACCACACCGGAGAAGCACCGGACAAGGUAUGCAGUCCACGCCGUGAGACCCGAAGGAGAACGUCAGGGCGCAUCUUACAGCGUCGCUUCAGCAUUCGCCGCGGGUUAUAUAAGGAAGGAUGAUGGGCAGCUUGCUCUCAGACACCCCAUGUAUGCAGACGUUGGAUAUGAAACGGGUGUACAAUCCCUCUAUUCAGAUACAGUAGAGAAAAUUUCAGUGCAAGAGGCUAUAGUUCGAGGCAUACUGGAUGUGGAACUCAUCGCAACCGAUUCUCCGUCCGUCCGAGCUCAAAUGACCGCGUACGAGAAAACACCUUAUCGUUCUGAUUACUCUCCUCACGAUGUGGAUGUUUGAAUUCUGGCCUAGAUUCGACACAGCAGUGUUUCGCGCCAGGUGCACGGUUGUGCGUCCAAAUUUCUGUUCUCAUUUGAGCGAUGGGCAUUAUCACACCACAUCUCUUUUCACAAACGCUGUGAUCGUUCAGCCAGAUGAAUCAGAAUACGGAAUUCUCCUAGCCACACCUUUCGUACACAUUUUAUUCUUUUGGGGCCAAUAUGGAAUUCCAUCUUAUACUUUCUGACCCAAACCAGACAGAACCAGCAUAACUACGACCAAUUAGAUGUAAGCCUCUGCCUUUGACCCACCUUAUUGUUUCACUAGCUGAUGUUGUGACGAAUCUUCUUGAUUAUUUUACUUCAGAACUACUACUUCAGCAAAGUGUGAAUUAGGCUUUUGUGCGCUUUGUUUGCGUCUGGGUAUUAUUGCACUGUACUUCUUCAAUCACUCCGUGUGACUUGCCAACUCUCCCUUUUGAAAUCUCCUGUUCAAUUUUCUAUCAUUUGAUGCUUUAUAAUCGAAAUUUGAAUCAAUUGCUGCAGCCAAUCAGAUCUCAG
Dicrocoelium dendriticum is the source of this 9322-nucleotide messenger RNA. Lineage: Eukaryota; Metazoa; Platyhelminthes; Trematoda; Plagiorchiida; Dicrocoeliidae. The record is from the annotation of a GenBank genome assembly.